UUCCCGCAGAGAGGCGAGGAGAAGAUGGCGGCCGUGUCUAGCGGAGCUGCAGCCGGGGCCGCCGCGGCGGCCGGGAUCCCGCUCCCCGCCCGGCCCACCCCCGGUAUGGGCAUGGGCCCCCAGAACCCCCGAGCCCCGCCGAGCUCCGGGAUCAGCGUCCCCCCCCCCGGCCACGCCGCGGCCCCCAGGCCCCCCCCGGCCCGAGUGGGCCACUACGAGAUCGAGCGGACCAUCGGGAAGGGGAAUUUCGCGGUGGUGAAGCUGGCUACGCACGUCAUCACCAAAGCCAAGGUGGCUAUAAAAAUAGUGGAUAAGACUCAACUGGAUGACGAAAACCUGAAGAAGAUAUUCAGAGAAGUGCAAAUCAUGAAGAUGCUAAAGCACCCCCACAUCAUCCGCCUCUACCAGGUGAUGGAGACGGAGAGGAUGAUCUAUCUGGUAACAGAGUUUGCAAGUGGUGGAGAGAUAUUUGAUCACCUAGUGGCUCAUGGGCGCAUGGCGGAGAAGGACGCCAGGAAGAAGUUCAAGCAGAUCGUGGCAGCAGUCCACUUCUGUCACUGCCGCAACAUCGUCCACAGAGACUUAAAGGCUGAGAAUCUGUUACUAGACCACAACCUCAACAUCAAAAUCGCAGAUUUUGGCUUCAGCAACCUGUUUUCUCGGGGGCAGCUGUUGAAGACGUGGUGCGGCAGUCCUCCCUACGCGGCUCCAGAGCUCUUUGAGGGCAAGGAAUACGACGGCCCUAAAGUAGAUAUAUGGAGCUUAGGGGUGGUGUUAUACGUGCUGGUGUGCGGGGCCUUACCCUUUGACGGCAGCACUCUACAAAAUUUGCGAGCACGUGUCCUCAGUGGAAAGUUCCGCAUCCCUUUCUUCAUGUCCACAGACUGUGAGUACCUAAUAAGACACAUGUUGGUUCUGGAGCCCAGCAGACGGUUGACCAUGGAGCAAAUCUGUAAGAACAAGUGGAUGAGACACGGAGAUCCGGACCCGGAGUUUGACAGGUUGAUAGCAGAGUGUGAGCAGGUGAAGACGGAGAGAGAGAUGGAGCUCAUCAACGAGCAGGUGUUGAUGGCCAUGUCUGAAAUGGGUUUGGACCGAGAGCGCACACUUCAGUCCCUACAAACAGAUGCGUAUGAUCACUACAGUGCCAUUUACAGUCUGUUGGCUGAACGCCUCAAGAAACACAAGUCCCUGCGUGUCGCCCCACCCCCACCGCGAUCUAUCAGCUAUCCUCUAAAUCCUAUUCAGCAGACAGACCAACAAGGUAAUCCUGUUAGCAUGACCGUUCCCCACGUCCAGCUCAUCAACCCAGAGAACCAGAUCGUUGAGCCCGACGGCAGCAUGGCCCUGGACAGUGAUGAGGGAGAAGAGCCGUCUCCUGAGGCCAUGGCUCGCUACCUGUCAAUGAGGCGACACACCGUGGGGGUACCCGACCAAAGGACGGAGAUGCCAGAGGACCUCCAGAAGCUUCCACCGGGCUUCCCUCGGGGCGCGUUGCCCCAGCCUCCCUUUCCCCAGCUCCCCCCCAACAUGGGCCAAGUGCACGGAUUCAUGCCCACACCGAGCCUGCAGCCGACACAGCAGCUGGAGUACAAGGAACAAUCGCUGCUGCAGCCGCCCACCCUGCAGGUGCUGAACUGCAUGGGGCCCUUGGGUCGGAGAGCUUCCGACGGCGGGGCCAACAUUCAGUUACACGCUCAGCUUCUGAAGAGGCCUCGGGGGCCGUCGCCGCUCGUCACCAGCCCGCAUCCUAACCCUGCAGUAGCUCCGGUGGAUGAGGAGGGUUCAGAUGGAGAGCCAGAUCAAGAGGCGGUGCAGAGGUACCUGUUGAACCGCUCCAAGCGGCACACGACGCACGCGCUCAUGAGCACACCGCAUGGCGAAUCCUCGACAGAGUCACAGAGGCCACAGGGCCCCCGCCAGAGGGGGGGCUGGGCCCCCGACACACACACCCGAUCCACCUAUAAGGACUGUAACACCCUUCAUCUCCCCAUGGAGCGCUUCUCUCCCGUCAGACGCUUCUCUGACGGCGCCGCGUCCAUCCAGGCCUUCAAGGCUCAUCUAGAGAACAACAGCCUCAUCAGGCAACUCAAGCAGGAGUGUGAACAGCUCCAGAAGAUGUAUGCAGCCCAGCAGGACGAGCGCUUCCUGGAGCACACGCAGCAGCAGCACAUCCUGUACCAGCAAGAGCAGCAGAUCCUCCACCAGCAAAUCCAGGUAGUCGAGGGUCUGUCUUUAGGCCAUGGAGAGAGCCAGCCCAGUCACUUAACCCACCAGCUCCAGAGGUUGCGUAUCCAGCCCUCCAGCCCUCCACCAACACAUCCCAGCAACCACCUCUUCAGACAGCCCAAUCAGAGUCCUCCGCCUGGCUCUGCAGGCUUAAUGCAAGGGCACGCAGGUCAGUCAUCAGUGCAGUACCAGCAUGGUGCCAUGUACCAAGGACAGAACGGCAGCCCGCCUCCAACAGGUCUGGCCCGGGUCCCCCUGCCAGCCAAUCCACAGACAGCAUCUCCCCGAACCACGGUUCCCCUCGCACCCGGCGUACCUCAGCAACAACAGGUGACCAUUCAGGUGCAGGAAGUGGAGCUGGGAGGUGGAGCACCGAGGCAGGGCAACUUUUUGUCCACGCCUGGAGGACACAGAGUCCUCGGGAAACAGCUUAGCGCAGACAACGCUGAGACGCACAGCCGCAGCCUUGGCCGGUUCACGUCUGGCUAUGACCAGGCCCAGUUCAGUCACCACCUGUUCUCCGCGGAUGCUGCUUCCCGGGGAACCUCCGGAAUCGUCGGCACCUACAGCCCCUACUUGCAAGGAACCUCCCUUAAAGUUCCCGGCCUGGAUGGUUACCCGAGCGGGGCGGCAGGAACCGGCAGCUACGGGACGCCCUCGGCUCUGCAGCAGGCCCUACUUUCCCCAACACCUUUGGACUACUGCCCCCCACAACAGCAUGUCACCCCCACCCUGCAGGGCCUCCUGUCUCCCCGCCAUUCGUUAACGGGCCACACCGACCCCAGGCUGCCCCCCCAGGACCUGGCCGCCCUGCUGAAGCGACACACCCCGCGCCCUCUUCCCACACCUGGGACGCCCCCCAGCGGCGCGGCGCAGGAGUUUGGAGAGAUGCUGCUCCUCCGCCAGCUGAACAAAGGGGACGGUCUGGAUCCCCCCGCGCCACAGGGGGCCUCCGGAGGGCAGCAUUACCACCUGUUACAGAUCAGACCCCCGGAGGUUCAGCCUCAGCCGCAGCACCCGAGUCCGGCGCCGUGUCCGAGCUUAGCUCACUCAGAGAGCAUGGAGGAGGACGACACGCCCGCGGGUUACCACCACCCGCACGAAGGCCUGCUGGUCAAGGCAGGGGACGGGCACGAGCUGCUGGGGCCUCCUCGCGGAGGCACCCCGCCCUACACUUCUCCCACACACAGGCACGGGGCCUACAUAAGGAAUGCACCAGCUACUAGAGAAUCUGAACAUGUGGAGUGCCGACCCCCGGAACAGGCCAUGGAAGUGCCGGACCACAACGGUGUGGGCUAUUCCCGGGGUCCCCAGGGUGAGGUGUACAGAUCCAGAGGACAGCUACAGCGCCACCACACCAUCCAGUGCUGCGAUGAUGCCUACGAUCAGGCAGAGCUCAUGUCGGGUAUGAGCCUCUUGGCCGGCAAGGCUCUCAGCUCCGCUCGAAUGUCGGACAUUCACAGCACGACGUCGCUGUCGGGGAGCCAGCAGCUGCACCAGCGGGAGGAGUCAGUGUGUGACGUAGAAGGGGAGCUCCACGCAGCGGCCUGCUACCACUCCUCCUGCACCAGUGACGUGCUGCACAGCUACAAGCCCCCCGACCUGCAGUACAGCAUGGAGCAGGCUGGGGUCUAGCACAGGGAGGAGUGUAUCCUGUGUGUGUGGAUCCACAUCAGCCACCCUGAGUUGCGUUGACUUGAGUUGAGCAGCAUCACGCCAAACCGCCAUCGUCUGCCCAAGUGGGGGCGCUGUGUGUCCAUCUGUCGGUCUUCAUCUUUCCCCUCAGGGGGCAGUUGUGCGAGAGAGGGAGCGGGGAGUGUGGAUGGGUGUAAACAUUUGCAGGUUGGGGUGGGUGGGUGGGGGUGUAGUGGGGCAUCGGGGUUCUAAUGUCAAAGUGCCAGCAUUUCUCUGCACAGACGUCCAGCAUUCUUUUGCUGCAUUCUCUCUUCUUUUCACCUCCCACUUUGGGUAGAUCGGAGUUCCCACAGCCUCCCUCUUUACACCCGACCCCUGCGCCUCCACCCCGGCCCGCCCCUCCACCCCCACACACAUCCUAGCUGCCGGCAUCCGUCACCACGUGCUUCCCUGGCCAACGCAUCGAUGCAGUAAAGCUUUCAAGAACACGGACGCCAACAACACAGAGCAACACACACACACACACACACACACUGCUGCCGCAAACCCAAAGUAUUUGCAUCAGGCCGGAGUGGGAGCGCCCGUGUGAGCGCGGUUGACAGGACGGGGCGAGGGGAGGGGAAGAGUGCCGACUAACCCGCCUGCUCCUCCGCCCCUCUCCGCCCCUCUCCGCCCCCUCGCUGUCCUGCAGAUGCUUCUGGAGCCGACGCCUCGGCAGCGCCGGCCCCUUCACGGCCGGGGUGGCGGGCUUUUCGGGUCAGGCUCCAACUGGGCACCAAAAUUGAUUUAUCCAAAGAUGGAGCUCAGUGACAUCGCACAGGACAAACCAGCUCUUCUUUUUCUUUUUUUUCUUUCUGGCAUUCAUUUUAAAAAUGUUUAUUUUAAAAUUUAUUUUUACUGUUAAUGUCAUUGUAGGCAUUAUGGUCAAUAUGGUUACUCUUCUUGUUAUCACUGUUUAUCUGUAAAAGAAGUUUUAUUAUAAUGAACAUUAUUAUUAUAUUAUUAUCAAAAGAAGACAGUUCUGUGUUGCAAGUAGGACAAUAUUGUUCUUUGAUUACUUAAGUAAUUCUGCACUUUUGGUUCAAGCUAUCCUCAGUCGGUUCCCACUGCUCCUCCCACUUCCUGUCAUCCUCUCACCUUGCUCUCCUCUCCCCCCCUCCCAUCUUCAGCCUCCCUGCCUCCCAUCCUCUUCUCCCGUGUCAGUGACGGUGUAAUUCAUUGUGGGUAGUUUUACCAGGCGUUUCCUCCUUUCCUUGUACAGUGAUGCCAUGUAUAGAACGCUAUUACCAUUUUUUUUUUUUUUUCUUGGUCAGUUGUUUUUAGAUGUCGUUGGGGCGUUCGUUCUUUUGUUGGCUUUUUUUUUUUGCUUUUUUUUUUUAUUGAUAAUGUUCAUCAUUUGUAUUUUUGUAUUUCUUUUUUUUUGUGCUUUAUUAAUCUUGAGAUUUCUAGCCAAAAGAGAACAGAGAAGAGAGAUGGCCCUCUUUCUGUCGUAAAAACAAUUCUUAUUUUAAUAUUAUUAUAUUGAGACACUUGAAAAAGAGUAAUUAUUUUGCGUUGCAUUUUAAAGUAUCAUUUCAAUGGAUGUUGUGACUGUCAUUCAUGUGGAUGUUGGGCCUGUUUUCUGUUAACGGGGUGCUUGUGGCAGGCUAUACAGGGUCAGGCUUCGGGCUUUGUCUGGGUCGGUUCGGGUGCUACAGAGACUUGACACUUUAAACAAAACAAAAAAAGACAAAAAAACAAGGGAAAACUUGUAAAAUAGCUGACAUAUCAUGUUAAUCAUCACAAGCGUGGAGAUGGACUCUUCUCUUCCUCCCUCCGUCUGUCUGCUGCGAUCCUCCAAUCAUCCUUCACUACAUCAGUUUCUGAUCAGACGGCGCCUUACGGACGUGCCCCCCCCUCCCCCCAGACAACUUACAUGGACAACCAUGGAGGAAACUACAACUACAGUCACCCCUCUUCCCAGUGUUUUGGUUUUUCUUUAACUGUACUUUUGCUUUUGCCCCUUUUUGUCUGAGCCCAAGCCCAGAGUGCAGGAUGGAAGGAGGUCAUUUCUGCACGUCGUGGCUCACGUUGCUGUUGGACACAUCCGGACGCGCCUCCUAACUGUAAAAGGGAAACAUUUCAGCGAGUGACCAUAGGAAUCAGCCUAAUUCUUCUAUAACAAGGGAACACAAGUUUGCAUUCAGAGCUGAGCAGGACGCCUGAAACCUGUUUCCUCUGCUCAAGCUGAUGGAGGCUGCAGGACCACAGCAGAGGACCCCCUCCCUCCCCCCUUUAAUUUUUAAACUUUAGUUCAAUGCUUGAGCUCUGUCUAUCCUGCAACAUGCCAUAGUCCUGAAUGGUGAAUCAAUAUCUGACCAUCGAAGACUAAAGCUGCAGUUGUGCUUGUACAGGCUACACAUCACAAUACCCGGCUGCACAGUUGAUAUGCUGGUCGCUGCGUACGCCUGACAGCUGUAGACGGUGCCACACAGUGCUAGUGCUUUCCAUUUGCAUCACAGCGCUUCCUUUUUACCAACAUUCGACGCCACGUGCUGCAAAAACGAGGACAGCGGAGCGCGUCUCGAUCCGAUGUGGAUUUAGUCGCUUCACAAAGUCGGUUGACGUCUCAUCGGGCUCUCCUCCGUCGCACGUCAACGUCUCCCUCCAGCUCCCAUUUGUUUCUCUUUCCCAUCUUUCCUCUCAUGUUCACUCAUUGUUUACACCCAAACCAAAAGAGAUUUGAGAGAGAAAUGACUGAGUCAGCUGUGGAGGAGGGAAACGCAGUAGCGUGUCUUAUCCCACACGAGGGUAGGAGCUGAAAUAGCAGCCGGUGAGUCUACUGUAACGUUUGGACCCGUCUGAGGAGUCGUCGUGUGACAUGUGUCUGCGGAGGCGCGAGCAGCUGCCGAGAGAAAGGGACCGCUCAAGGGAAUGGAAAGCACUGCGCGGUGCAGGAGUUACGGAGCGAGCUGCUGCACACCCAAACCAUUCCCCUUUUUUUUCCUCUGCCCCAACUUCCCCAUCCCUGACUUCUUUUUUUUUCUCUCCAUCCCAGCUUGCCAGCUCUGCUCCAACGCCAUUUAUUAGGUUCAUUUUGUUCUUUGUUUGUUUUCUAUCAAUUCUAUUUUUUUUUCUAUUUUUCGUUGUCGUUUUUGUUCAUUUCUGUUGAGUACAAAAUACUAAAGUGCAACAACAAUGAUUAAAAAGAAUAUCAACCAAACUGAGAUGAAUAAAUAUAUAUAAAUAAAUAAUUUAAAAAGG
Cololabis saira (Pacific saury) is the source of this 7107-nucleotide messenger RNA. It is a transcript of the gene sik3, whose product is annotated as SIK family kinase 3. Gene Ontology annotation, molecular function: ATP binding; protein serine/threonine kinase activity; tau-protein kinase activity. Lineage: Eukaryota; Metazoa; Chordata; Actinopteri; Beloniformes; Belonidae. The record is from RefSeq and is a predicted model, not a curated record. Gene Ontology annotation, cellular component: cytoplasm. The coding region runs from base 25 to 3864 and encodes 1279 amino acids. The transcript is spliced from 26 exons. Gene Ontology annotation, biological process: microtubule cytoskeleton organization; intracellular signal transduction; protein phosphorylation.